GACUCGACCAUAUACGCACCUGAUCAUACCGACGCUGCCACUGAUACAUCAUACAAGCGACAGGAGACAGCUCACAUAACACCGCAACCAUGCCUGCCCCCACCGCUCUCCAAAGAGCCCCGGAAGCCCUGGCCGCUGAAGAGACGAAACCCUCCACACAAGAGACUCACGACGACGAUAUAAUGAUCACCACCACGACGCCCACCGAAGACACCUCUAACAUCAUCAUCUCCGACAUCCCCACCAUGGAAGUCGACUCCCCAUCAACAACCCCCCUCUUCCCCGCCGAAGUCCCCUCCAAAUCCGCCCACCGCACCGAAGAGCGCAAAGUCCGCGUCCCACCCCACCGCAUGUCUCCUCUCAAAGCCUCAUGGCCAAAAAUAUACCCUCCGUUGGUGGAACACCUCAAACUGCAAGUGCGGAUGAAUAUCGCCAAGAAAGCUGUCGAGCUACGCACGUCUUCGCACACCACGGAUACAGGAGCGAUUCAGAAGGGAGCGGAUUUCAUCCAAGCGUUUUGUCUGGGUUUCGACCUCGACGAUGCAAUUGCGCUGCUGCGGCUGGAUGAUCUGUACAUCCAGUCGUUUGAGGUGAAGGAUGUCAAGAGUCUGCAGGGCGAACAUCUCAGUCGUGCCGUGGGACGUAUCGCGGGUAAAGAUGGCAAGACGAAAUUUGCGAUUGAGAAUGCCAGUCGGACGAGGAUUGUGUUGGCGGAUCAGAAGGUUCAUAUUCUGGGUGGGUUCAAGAAUAUUCAUGUCGCGAGGGAAGCGGUGGUCAGUUUGAUUCUGGGAUCGCCGCCUGGGAAGGUAUAUGGCAAUCUAAGGACUGUUGCGGGCAGGAUGAAGGAGAGGUUCUGA
Molecule: messenger RNA, 857 nt
Organism: Zymoseptoria tritici IPO323
Lineage: Eukaryota; Fungi; Ascomycota; Dothideomycetes; Mycosphaerellales; Mycosphaerellaceae
Exons: 1
Coding region: 90-857 (255 amino acids)
Cellular component (GO): nucleolus
Molecular function (GO): RNA binding
Source: RefSeq, a predicted model, not a curated record